This is a messenger RNA of Periophthalmus magnuspinnatus, 4261 nucleotides long. RefSeq names its product frizzled-3-like. Gene Ontology annotation, biological process: non-canonical Wnt signaling pathway; canonical Wnt signaling pathway. Gene Ontology annotation, cellular component: plasma membrane. The transcript has 11 exons. Lineage: Eukaryota; Metazoa; Chordata; Actinopteri; Gobiiformes; Gobiidae. Bases 575 to 2740 code for a protein of 721 amino acids. Gene Ontology annotation, molecular function: Wnt-protein binding; Wnt receptor activity. The record is from RefSeq and is a predicted model, not a curated record.
ACUCUGAGCAGAGACACUGCAGCACAUGCAGCCGGUGCGCCGUGGAGAACACGACCAGAGGAUCUCUCCAUCUGUGGCAAAGGCUCUGUGCGCAUCAGUAAAAUGAUGUGAGCGCGCGGCAGUGAGGGUCGAGUGAAGAGGAAGUCCUCUGUCUGUAACAGCGCGCAGCUUGGCACGAGACGACCAACGCAUCCAGCGAAGAUUGAUGCGCCCUCACAGUCUGACUGGAAUGCCACUGUGUGUGGCUUUUCACGCGCAGCUUGUGGCUCAUUUGAGAAGACGUUUGAAGCGUGCUGCAGGUUUUUCAUUGAGGCCAGAAAGGACCUGUUCAGCAAAUCUCCAGAACAAAAUCAUGUAACAGAGCAUCAUCCACAAAUACCAAAGGAUUUCCAAUGAAUAAACAGCUGCAGACAAUGAAGACUAUUAAUGGGACAUAUCUUGACUAUUUAAAAUCUUCACAUGGAUUUAUUUUUAUUUAUGCUUUCCUAGUGCAGUGAACUCCUCCUUUUCCCAUGUUUGCUCAUUCAUUAUUUAAGCUGUUGGAUGUGGUUCCCUGGGUGAUAAUAAAGUCAUCAUGAGCUCCUCCAAAGCUAGAACUGCGAUGCAUGGAGCAGCUGAAAAGAGAUUUAAGACUGCAGCCCUAUCCUGCAGAGAGACGCUAUGUCCUGUCCCUUUUGUCACUCAUCUCGUCCUACUGCUCUGCUCCGUGGUGUCCCCAUCUCUGUCUAUUCACAUGGAGUACAUCGAGAGCCACAGCGAGUUCACCUGUGAGCCCAUAAGACUGAGAAUGUGCCAGGACCUGCCUUACAACACCACCUUCAUGCCCAAUCUGUUGAAUCACUAUGACCAGCAGACCGCGGCACUCGCCAUGGAGCCGUUCCAUCCUUUGGUAAACCUGGUGUGCAGCGCUGACCUGAGGAUGUUCCUCUGUGCCCUGUAUGCCCCGGUGUGCACAGAAUACGGCCGAGUGUCCAUGCCAUGUCGAGGAAUCUGCCAGCGCGCCAAAGACGAGUGCAACAAACUCAUGGAGGUGUUUGGCCUGACCUGGCCAGAAGACACAGAGUGUAGCAGGUUUCCAGACUGUGAUGAGUCUUACCCGCGCCCUGAGGACUUGGAGACAAGCCCUGAGCCCACAGACCAGUCGUCACUGACGGUGCAGAGGGACUAUGGUUUCUGGUGUCCCCGAGAGCUGAAGAUCGACCCUGAGCUGGGGUACUCCUUUAUGGGCAGGAAGGACUGUUCUCCUCCCUGCCCUUCGAUGUAUUUCAGCCAAAAAGAGCUGACGUUUAUGCGCUACUUCAUUGGGGUUAUAUCCGUCCUCUGCCUGUCUGCAACUCUCUUCACCUUUUUGACAUUUCUCAUUGAUGUUACAAGGUUUAGAUAUCCAGAGAGACCAAUCAUCUUCUAUGCUGUGUGUUACGUCAUGGUCUCCCUUGUGUUCUUCCUUGGUUUUCUUUUGGAGGAGCGGGUGGCAUGUAACGCAGCCAACCCUGGCCAUUUCAAAGCUGCAACCAUCACCCAGGGCUCACACAACAAGGUAUGCACCCUGUUCUUCAUGGUGCUGUAUUUCUUCACCAUGGCGGGCUCUGUGUGGUGGGUCAUAUUGACAAUCACUUGGUUCCUGGCUGCUGUUCCUAAAUGGGGCAGCGAGGCCAUAGAGAAGAAAGCGCUCCUCUUUCAUGCGGUGGCCUGGGGCCUCCCAGGGGCCCUGACCGUCACCCUGUUGGCCCUCAACAAAAUUGAAGGAGAUGGGAUCAGUGGAGUGUGUUUCAUAGGACUGUAUGACAUAGACACCCUGAGGUGGUUUGUUCUGGCACCGCUCUGCUUCAACGUGGCGGUGGGCGUGGCCUUGCUCUUAGUGGGCAUUGUGGCUCUAAACCGUGUCCGGAUGGAGAUCCCUCUCGAGAAGGAGAACCAAACCAAACUGGUCAAGUUUAUGAUCCGCAUGGGCAUCUUCUCUGUGCUGUACCUGGUGCCCCUGGUCACUGUUAUAUGCUGCUAUUUUUAUGAACACACUUAUCGAACGCUUUGGGAAACAACCUGGAUGGAGGAGAACUGCCGAUUCUAUCACAUCCCCUGCCCAUAUAAGGUGGAGCAGACCAGUCAUCCAAUUAUGGUUUUGUUCCUUGUUAAAUAUCUGAUGAUGCUGGUGGUUGGUAUUCCCUCGGUUUUCUGGGUCGGAAGUAAGAAGACCUGUUACGAAUGGGCCAAUUUUCUUCAAGGACGCAGACGUAAAGACAGUGGCGUAAAUGAAUCUCGUCAGGUUCUUCAGGAGCAGCCGGAUUUCACCCAGUCUUUACUGCGUGAACCAAAUACACCUGUGGUCCGCAAGUCAAGAGGAACAUCCACACAGGGCACAUCCACUCAUGCCUCUUCUACAAACUUGGCUGUUAUUGACGACCAGGACAAACCACAAAGGGCACAUCACGGACAUCCCUCGUCCACCAGGAGCAGAGGCAGCAGUGUCCACAGCAAGGCCAGUUAUCAUGGCAGCCAGAGACGCCCACGAGACGACAGGAAUGAUUCGGUGACUCCUCAUGCUACAGACGAGCAGAGUUUACGCAGCGCCGUGCCACCCAUUGAGCAGCCAGCGUCCGCUCACAGCAGCCUGCAUCAGAUCGACAACCACUCGAAACAAGGAAGUCAACGGGACACCCCUGAAGCCUCAAAUACUGUGAUCACCCACGGGACCAUCACGCUUGACCCGCCAGCCCCAGACAACGAUGCAACCAGUGCCUGAACAUUGCUUUAAAAGUUGUUCGUAAUAAUCAAGGAGCUGUGUGUGUUUCCUCUCAUCACUGAUGGCACUUAGGACUGUUCACUGCGGAGCGCUGUGGUCACAUGUGCUGUUCACGGGGUUUUUAACUGCAGUGAAUACUUUUUUUUUUACUUCUGCAGCUGAAAAAAACAUGGGGGGAAACAUCAAGUCGAAGGGAUUUGGUGAAAGACAAGACGUUGGGACAAUGAUGAACUGAAGUCAUAUGUUUACUUUCAGAUCUGGGAUUUCUGAGGACUGGGAAAUACUGGAGAAGUCCUUUCUUACAGGGUAUACAGAAUAAUGCCUUUGUUACAAUCAACGUUUUUGGUACUUUUUACAGACAGAAAGUAUGUCUUGCAGUUUAUUCUCUUAAUUUUCCAAAAACUCAAUUAUCAAUAGUUUUAUCUUGCACUGUAUGGGUGACAAAUAUGGGCCUGUGGUUAACAAUUUUAAGCUGUGAAGCGUAUGAAAGUGGGGCUGUAAUGCUCACUGCUACAAAACUCUGUGUGAAGAGAAGGGAGGACUACGGUUGGGAGUCACAGUGAAAUGUGCAUGCACUUGAAUUACGUGGUUUAGCUCUGUUUGUCUCUAAGAAAAGUUUAACACCGGCUCCAAUCAUAAAACAAAAUGGGCAGCUUCAGAAAGACACUGUUCUUCAGUAUCUCAUAAAACUCUCUUAAAGACAUCAGUAUUGUUUUAUAAACCAGUUUUUCUCUCUUGAUGCCUCAUAUCUGCACAUUGAAGAACCUUUAAUAUUUAUAUUAGAGGGCUACUUAUCAAAGGCUAAUCGUGGUAUCCUCAACAGUGUACUUGCUGUGACAAUGGUAUUUCUGUUGAUUUGGUUUUUAUUAGCAGUGACUGUGAAGCCUCCAUGUUGUGCUUUUUUCACAGUUCUGUCUUUUUCUCUUGUCUUUGGUGAAAUGUUAAUGGACCUACCUCAGCUGUACUCACAGAUCUGCACACAUAGGAAACAGGGUGUUUUAUACAAUAAUGCAAAACAUUCAACAUUAAAACAUGCCUAACAUUUAUAUCAACAGUAAUCUUAACUCCAGUUUAGUAAAUCAUCAAAUUAUCUCUGUUAAUAUUAAUCUCUUUUUAGCUUUUCACUAGUGGUCAAUUAUGUGACUGAGGCCAAUUGUUUAAAUCACAGUGUGCUUCACAUCCUUUUGCCUUUAGUGUCCCAAACUGCCUGCAUUACAUUUAUCUCAUCUCUCUUUUUGGACCUAUAGCAGCUGUAAUAAUGUUGUACCAUCUAAACUUACUGAUGACUUUGUAUACCACCAUUUUAAUGAAUGCUCAUUUUAAUUUAUUGAUCCAUUACAAAAUGUCCUGGAAAAGCUGUACUUUUGCUGAUGUACAAACGACUUUGUAAUGAACUGCAUUUGUGACAUUUACAUUGGUGGUAUAAUUUUGUGAUUUUUUUUUUUUAAAUGUACAUGCCUUUUAACUUAUUUGCAGUUUUAAACUGUUACAACUACUUUUAUAUCCAUUCUAAUAAAUUUG